Molecule: messenger RNA, 1767 nt
Organism: Rana temporaria (common frog)
Lineage: Eukaryota; Metazoa; Chordata; Amphibia; Anura; Ranidae
Product: olfactory receptor 146-like
Exons: 1
Coding region: 20-1003 (327 amino acids)
Biological process (GO): G protein-coupled receptor signaling pathway
Cellular component (GO): membrane
Molecular function (GO): olfactory receptor activity; G protein-coupled receptor activity
Source: RefSeq, a predicted model, not a curated record
AAGUGGACAUUCUCACUAAAUGAAAUUAACAUUUCUAGGUACUGUAGCUACACUCCUUAUGAUGGAAGAGAAGAAUCUUACUUGGCAGAAUUAUUUCAUCAUAAGUGGAAUCACUGACUUAUUACAGCUGCAAGCCCCUAUCUUCCUCCAAGUUCUACUCAUCUACCUCAUAAUUCUUGGUGGAAAUUUAAUAAUUUUACUUCUAAUAUGCAUGAAUACGCAACUGCACACACCAAUGUAUCACUUCCUAUGUCAUUUAUCAAUCAUGGAUGUUUUCUACAGUACAGUAACAAUGCAUAAGACACUGGAUACGUAUGUCUCUGGGAAUAAAAGGGUCUCAUUUUCAGCUUGUAUUGCUCAAUUGUAUUUCUAUGUUGCUUUCCUCUGCUGUGAGUUUUUGCUGCUAACUGCCAUGAGUUACGAUCGAUAUGUUGCCAUUUGUAUCCCUCUAAAGUACACUAUGAUUAUGAACAAGAAGGUGUACAAACUUAUGGCAACAAUGUGUUGGAUUCUGGGAUUCCUGGAAGUUCUUCCUGCUAUUUAUGUCAUUUAUGACAUCUAUUGCUUUAAAUCUAAUAUUGUCAACCAUUUUUUCUGCGAUCUUCUGGCUAUUAUGAAGCUUUUCUGCCACAGUGUUAAUAAAAUGGAACUUAUGAUAUAUAUAAUGUCAUUGUUUGUUGGGGUCCUGCCCUUCUCUCUUACCAUUAUGUCUUACAUCUUCAUCAUCCGUGCCAUUCUUAGGAUCCACUCCAGUACCGGGAGAUGGAAAGCUUUCUACACAUGUUCCUCUCAUAUCACUGUUGUAUCUUUGCUCUAUGUGACACUUUUCUGUUUGUACAUGAGACCCACCUCGGCAUUCACACUGGAAUCUGAUAAAUUGGUUUCACUGUUCUAUACAGCGCUAACGCCUAUGUUAAACCCACUAAUCUACAGUUUGAAAAACAAAGAUGUGAAACUCGCCUUCUGGCGACUGGUGAAUAAGACCAAUAAACUACUCUUAUAGCCUUUCAACUUUUCUUUAAUUAAUAUUAUUAAAAUUGUGUUGUGUAUUUGAUGGAUCGCAGGUUUUAUUUCAUAAUGGGUACAUCAUAGGUAUUGUAACGCAAGUUCCAUUUAGUCAAUAGUUGAACUGUAGAGGUAAAUAAUACAUUUCCCACAGUUUUCCAACAUUCAAUAAAAUAAUUAUAUCUCAAUGUUCUGCAUAUGCAAGAAAAAAAAAUGUUUAGAAGCUGCCCACAUAAAUGAAAUGCCAACAUAGUACUAUGUAUGUUCUGUGACAGUAAAUCUGAUUGACCAAUCAAGCAGACCAUAUGACUAAAUAUUUACUAUGUGUCCAUGAUGCACAUAGGUAAGUGCACAUGGAUUCCAGCAUACAUACAAAGUUGUAGUAGAAAAGUGCCCCCUUACAUUGGGGGUCAUUGAAGUCCCCCUUUACUGGUGCUGCCCCCUGAGAUUGGUGGUUGGUAGGAGAAGAACCCUCUUGGAUGGGUGUAGUGGUAGAAGAACCCCUGAGAUUGGUGGUUGGUAGGAGAAGAACCCCCUUGGAUGGAUGUAGUGGUAGAAGAACCCCUGAGAUUGGGGGUUGGUAGGAGAAGAACCCCCUUGGAUGGGGGUAGUGGUAGAAGAACCCCCUGAGAUUGGUGGUUGGUAGGAGAAGAACCCCCUUGGAUGGGUGUAGUGGUAGAAGAACCCCCUGAGAUUGGUGGUUGGUAGGAGAAGAACCCCCUUGGAUGGGUGUAGUGGUAGAAGAACCCCAUGAUCUGUCAC